Molecule: messenger RNA, 766 nt
Organism: Neltuma alba
Lineage: Eukaryota; Viridiplantae; Streptophyta; Magnoliopsida; Fabales; Fabaceae
Product: kxDL motif-containing protein 1
Exons: 4
Coding region: 76-459 (127 amino acids)
Biological process (GO): lysosome localization
Cellular component (GO): BORC complex
Source: RefSeq, a predicted model, not a curated record
UUCUAGGAGUGGCGGGGUGAAGCGGAGGCGAGGGUCGAGGGUCGAGAGUCGAGGGAUAGCCGAGGAUAGAAAGCCAUGGAAAUGGAGCAUAGAGAAGAAGAGAAGGAACCAAUUAGGGCUGCUUCGGAAGAGGUUUCCCGUGAGUUCAAAACCCUAGUCAGUACAGAAGAUCUUCAUUCUCUCGAGCAAUUGCAACACAUCAUAUUGGGAAGGUUGCAGGAUAGCAAUGCUGUCCUAUCGCACUUUAAUGAGUUCUCAGAAAACUGCUUUGCUGAAGUUUCUGGAGAUAUCUCCAGAAAUACCCGCCUAUUGAAAUCUAUGAAGUCAGACCUGGAUUAUAUAUUUAUGAAAUUAAGAAGCAUGAAGUCGAAAAUUUCAGCAACUUAUCCAGAUGCCUUUCCUGAUUAUUCAGCUAAUGAAGUGGUUGAUGAGAGACCGGAUCUUGAAAUGCCCAAGUGAUUAUUGCUUGCAAAUGAAGUAGAAAUUCUAGAUCAUCUCUAUCUUUUCCAUUGCAAUACGCCUAUAAUAAAAUAAAUACACUCACUAUUUCACGAAGGGGCAUGAAUCUGAGUGCUAGAUGGCCAGAUGGGAAUGACAAAAUGGCUAGCUAAGGAAUGACAAUGGGCACACGAUGGGGGCGUAGACAUGAUGUUAAGGAUUUCCGGAUAACUAACGGCCCAUUUGGUAUGAAGGAUUUGGAAAGGAGGGGAGGGAAGAGAAGGGAUUUUAAUGAUUUUUCUUUUUUUGGUAAGAUAGAAAUUUUAGG